GCAGGCUGCAGCGGCAGCAGCUGGUGGCGCGCGCUCGCCCAUUGAUGGCGGAGGCCGGGGGGCCCGCACCGCCCGCAGCCUCCCGCGCCCGCGACGCGUCUGUCUAUCUGCGUGAGCUAGUCGGAUGAUGGAGGGCGGGCCCGGCGCGGGCGUGGCGUCGCUCACCAUGGACUGCGAGGACAUGUUCAAGGAGAUCACCAAGAAGCUGUACGGCGAGGAGGCCGUGGGCGUGGGCGUGGUGGGCGUGGAGUUCCCGGCGGCCGAGCGCGACCUGGACGAGGACCUGCGGCCCGAGGAGUCGCUCACGGCCUGGGGGCUCGCCGCGCUCAUGCAGAACGGCUUCCCGCCGCCGGGGAUACUGCAGGCGAACUUCACGCCGCGCAUCGACCCGAGCGCCGAGGACCGCUGGUCGGCGGCGGAGGAGCCGCUGGCGUGGGCGCACUCGCGCAUCGCGUCCUACAACCCCGCGCAGCGCCUGUUCAAGUGCGCCGACUGCGAGUGCGUCGGCUUCAUGGCGCGCAUCGCCGAGCACUGGCUGGGGACGCACUCACAGGCGCGCGCGUUCCAGUGCCCGGUGACGGGCUGCGGCUUCGCGUCGGGCUGGGCGCGCGGCGUGCGCUCGCACCUGGCGCGCGACCACCACUCCGACCCCGCCGCCGCCGACCACCUGCUGCGCGACAACGCCGCGCUCGACGACCUCACGCGCUACCUCAACCGCCUCAAGGCCAAGGUGGAACAAGCGCGAAACGAAAGGCGGAACAGCGUGGGCACCGAGACCGCCCAGGUGCAGGCGGAGGCGGGCGCGGGCGCGGGCGAGGCCGGCAAGCGCUACGCGUGCGGCGCCUGCCCCUACGCCACCGACCGCCGCGACCUCUUCACGCGCCACGAGAACAUCCACCGCGACGAGAAGCCCUUCCACUGCUACCUCUGCCAGAAGCAGUUCAACCGCGCCGACCACGUGAAGAAACACUUCCUGCGCAUGCACAGAGACCAGCCGUACGACUUGAACAGGAUCAGGCGGGCGCAGCCGAAGCCGCAGCCGGCGGCGGCCCCGGCGCCCGCGCCGACGCAGGCGCUGCAUUACUACACGAAGCCGCCGGCGGAGCCGCCGCCCCCGCCGCCGCUGGAGUUCCGGCCGGCGCCGCCCGCGCCCGCCGCGCCGCCGGGCCCGCCGCCCGCCGCGCCGCCGCCCGUCAAGCUGGAGCGCGCGCCGCUCGCCAAGGCCGAGCCCGCGCUCGUGCCGCACCCCGGCCACCCGUCGCACCCCGCGCACCCGGCGCACCCCGCGCUGCACAAGCAGGCGCCGCCCGCGCAGCCGCCGCAGCCGCCGCCCGCGCCCGCCGCCGUCGCCACGUCCUCCUCACCCGUCCGAAGAAAGGGCGAGCGGCGCUACGCGUGCUGCUACUGCUCGUGGUCGGGCGUGGACAACUGGUGCCUGAAGCGGCACCUCAACACGCACCUGAAGCCGUUCGCGUGCGCGCUGUGCGAGUACAAGGCGGCGCGCGCCGAGCGCCUGGCCACGCACGUGCACAAGGUGCACAACAAGAAGUCCUGCGGCAAGUGCAACUUCCUCGCGGACGACCAGCACCAGCUCGCUCACCACUUGCGGGAGACACAUCACAUCGAGCAUCGGAACCUUAAAGUGCCCACCGGCGUGGGCCGCGUGGCCAGCGGGAGCUUCAGCGUCGCAACGGCCACGGUGUCCACCGCCACCGACGCCGUCACGACCGUCGUGACCAACGGCGUCGUCGCCAACGGGGUGGUGACCAACGGAGUCGUGAGCAACGGCGUCGUGAGCAACGGCGUCGUGAGCAACGGCGUCGUGAGCAACGGCGUCGUGAGCAACGGCGUCGUGAGCAACGGCGUCGUGAGCAACGGCGUCGUGAGCAACGGCGUCGUGAGCAACGGGACCGGCGCGCCGGCGGUGGUGGCGGGCGUGGGCGUGGGCGGCGGCGCGGCGGACGGCGGCGCGGGGCUGUUCGGCUACCUGGAGGCGUCGGACGGCUCGGGCGACGAGUACGAGGGCGCGCUGGGCGGCGAGUUCGCGGGCGCGGCGGGCCCGCAGCACGGCGCGGCGCCGCACUACGCGCGCGACAAGGAGAACGCCGCGCCGCUGCACCACGCCGUGCACCACGAGCACUGCCUGCGCUACUAG
This is a messenger RNA of Ostrinia furnacalis (Asian corn borer), 2155 nucleotides long. It is a transcript of the gene chn, whose product is annotated as zinc finger transcriptional factor charlatan. Lineage: Eukaryota; Metazoa; Arthropoda; Insecta; Lepidoptera; Crambidae. The record is from RefSeq and is a predicted model, not a curated record. Gene Ontology annotation, molecular function: RNA polymerase II transcription regulatory region sequence-specific DNA binding; DNA-binding transcription factor activity, RNA polymerase II-specific. Gene Ontology annotation, biological process: regulation of transcription by RNA polymerase II. The transcript has 8 exons. The coding region runs from base 125 to 2155 and encodes 676 amino acids. Gene Ontology annotation, cellular component: nucleus.